Pocillopora meandrina is the source of this 356-nucleotide messenger RNA. Lineage: Eukaryota; Metazoa; Cnidaria; Anthozoa; Scleractinia; Pocilloporidae. The record is from the annotation of a GenBank genome assembly.
AUGACUCUCUCAACACAUGGACCUGGAGGAAUUGUUCUCAACUCAAAAUUGCACAGCUGGAUGAACAUUUUCGUGAAAGAAGUACACUCCAAAGUUCCUGGUGUGACUGGUAGUGAUCAAGAAAGUGUAUCUUAAACGUGGACUGGAGAAGCCAUUGCAUCCAGUCAGAUAAGGCGAUCAAAUAUGUAUGGAAGAAGGGAGGUACGGAGGGAAGUCCUAGCUCCAUUCCUUUUAGAAAGUCAGCUGUGUCCAAGGUGUACACAACAAACCACAGUAAUGAAUUACAAGGAAAUCUUGCUGACUUAAUUGUCCACAACAUCAAAACAGCAUGCAAAUUCUAUGCAUGCAUGCAUGAA